AUGCCAGCGUGGUUUACCCUUUACCGUGUCUGGAAAGUGGACAAAACAAACCCACCUGAUUUUGAACUCUCUGGAGAUGAGGAAGAUGACCUGGAGAAGGUCACAAUUACAUAUGAGAAUGAUUCCAAGCACAUUUAGGUUUCUUGCUCUCCAUAUCAGCAAACUAUACAUCCAUACCACCUUCUUUAUCAUAAAAGAACCUACAAAGCCCUAAUUUUACUAGGCUUUGAUAGCCCGAAGACUGACAACAAAAAUCUUUUGGCUUAGAGACACAAACUAAUUUCAAAAUUGACCCAGAUUCUUACAUUGAGACACAUUAAGCAGAAUUCAUUUGAAUUCUUUACGGAUAACCACACUCCCACAUCAUAUUGUGAUCUUGCUAGUAUUAACAAUCCUAGUACUUUUAAGAAAAUAAAUAAUUCUUUAAUAAAUGCAUUAUCAAUUUGCUAAGACAGAAACUCCGCAUGACAGGGAGACAAGGAAGACAGGUUUGUUGUGCUUGACAACUAUGGAAAUAGGUGAUGUUUUGGGGGGUUAGUUGAUGGCUUUCAUGGUGUGGCUGCUGCAACAGUUGCAGCAAAGCUUCAACUUUUAUUUCUUGACCAGCUUUCCCCAGUGGCUUCCUCCUGAAAGGAUAAACGGCGAGUUCUAGAUUCUUGUGCCACACUGAUCAGGGCAGCUUACAGAGAGAAAGAAUUUUUCUCUGAUAAACCAGACAACGAUGAGACCCAUACUUACGAAUGGAUCCACAAAGCGUAUGCCAAGCCCUUCUGGAGAAGGCAUAGGCUUUUACCACUGGGAACGAAUGAGGUUUCCAAAGUUCCCUGUAGUGGCUGUUCAGCAGUUACCUGCUUGGCAGAAGGAAUCCCCAGCAAAGAGACAGAUGGCACUGAGGAAAAAGAAAGAAGACACUUCGAAAACAACACACACCCAUUAGCCAGGACAGCCAAAGGUGUUGCGGGUACUAAAAAUUUUACACUGCUAUAUACAGCUUUGAAUCCAAAACUCUCGAUUAGUUCAUUCAGCCAUAGUAUUUUGAAAGCACACACUCACAUUUUAGAAGGAACUAUUUGCAAAGUGAAAUUUCUUAGGAAACUGAUGACCACAAAAAAAAAAAGAAAAAGACAACCUGAUCCAGAACUGUCUCUUUUCAGUAAGAAUGAAGUAAAUUCAUGGAACAGAGAUAUAAAGCAGCCAGAUUCUAGAGCACAAAGUGGUUCUGAAGAACUGAAACAGUUUGAGGACAGAGAAGUUCAUCUAUGUAACAGUUUUUAGCCACAGUCACAGGCUGCAGAGCAAGAAACAGACACCAAUGCUUUUUGUGCAACAGCUCAAAGUUGCACCCAUAAACAGCUGCAAGAGAACAUACUGGCAAUAGGGUCUAAAGACAUCAACCAGCCCCCCAGGGAUACAAAAGCACACCUAUCUAAUUAUGACUCAGGUCCACAACUGGCAGAAAAAAUGGACUCCAAGACAUUUUGUGACAAACCUGCAAGGCCAAAGCUGCUAAUGACCGUAUCAUCAGUGGGUUCUAGACCACCACCACAGUUUGAAGAGGACACAAACACACACCUGCCUAAUUGCGAAUCACGAACUGCAGGAAGAGGCACCUCUGAGACACUCUAUGACAAUGCAGGAAGCUACGUCAGUGACCAACUGGUAAAGAGUGCAGUAGCUGCAGGUUCAAUGUAUAUUACUAUUUUGAUGGUAGUUCUAAAUGGGUGUGAUAAGAUACCCAAUUACCUCAGCACUUAAAAAAUAAUCAUAGGAUAACUGGAGUGCCACAGUAUAUAUAUAGGUACAAGCUUUUAUUUAUCUGUGUCAUGAAUUUACUUGCAAUCAUCUUAAAUGCUGACCCACAUAGUAAAUCAGACACCUCGUCUGGAACUGUGCAAAUGCAAUAAAACCUUCUGAAAUUCUCAGUAAGAAACAGUAAUCAAAAACCUCUUUUUUUAAACCAUUUUAUUCAAACCUGAGCACCUCAAUAUAAAACUAAACACUGGUGAACUGCCAUUUUCCUUGCUAAACCCAGAUUACUGCAAAUUUAAAAUCUGCACAAGUAAGCUUCUGCUAUCAGUUCAACAUUUAAAUAGACUAAUUCAUCUCUUCUGACACACUUGGUAGAUUUCAUAUAAUGAAAAUAACUAAAAGAAUUAGUGCAAUAUACUGGACAGAUCAAAAUAAAAUGUACUUUGGAAAACAAAGUUGCAAAGUUCAUUACUGACAGACAGCAGUACUUAUGUUACAGAUACAGGAGCAUCAUUUAUUACUGUUCUAGCCAUAAAGGAAGAACUUAGAACCCCCUUUGAUUAGAGAGGAAAAAAGUUAGCUUUAAGUAACUGUACAUUCUGUAUACCUUUAAGCAACUCUUAAAUAUUACAGAAAGUAUUAAACAAAUGUAGACUACAAUGCAGAGUACCUAUUUACAGUACAUUAAUAUCCAAAUUUAAAAUCAAGUUGGAUGUACAUAAUCAUUAGUGCACUAUUUUUUUCCUUAGGGGAAAAAUAAACUGUAAUAGCCAAAACCAAGAAAUCAAGGUUUGACCAAGGGAUCGAAACCAAGAAAGAAGUCACAGACACCAAGUUUGUUGUGGUUUUACUUGAAGAGCUCUUAACAGUUUGUAGAGGGAAAAAAAAAUAAAAAUAAA
Pezoporus occidentalis (night parrot) is the source of this 2648-nucleotide messenger RNA. RefSeq names its product protein phosphatase 2C like domain containing 1 (gene PP2D1). The record is from RefSeq and is a predicted model, not a curated record. Lineage: Eukaryota; Metazoa; Chordata; Aves; Psittaciformes; Psittacidae.